Messenger RNA from Chara braunii, 1132 nucleotides. The record is from the annotation of a GenBank genome assembly. NCBI's taxonomy places the organism in Eukaryota, Viridiplantae, Streptophyta, Charophyceae, Charales, Characeae.
GAAGUCGUCAAAGAUGGGAAAAUUGUCCAAAAGAGGACCAAGGAAAAAGGCGACAAUGUGAGCGAUACAAAAAUGAGUGAUGCCGAAGGGGAGGAUAAGGACAAGUUACRAAAAGARGAUUCUGAAGAAGAGGAGGAGGAAGAGGAUUCUGAGGAUUCUGAGGACUCAGAGGAAUCGGAAGAAGAGGAGAGUGAAAUGGAAGUGGAGGAUGAAGAGGAGGAAUUGGAACGAAAGACACGAAAAAGGAAARAGUCAGAAGUCGAGGAGGAGGAGGAGGAAGAAGGAGAGGAUGGGGAGGGACAAGAAAGAACGGGGGAUCAGGACUCUGAGGCAGAAAUGGAAAAAGGGUCAGAAAAGGGGGAAAAAAAGAAUGGGUCCGAAGGAAGUGAGGACGAGAAUGACGAUGGAAAGACAAUGGGAAAAAAAGGGACAGAGGUGGAGGAAAGAAGGAAAGAACCUAUGGAGAAGGAUGAAGAGGACACUCCAGAAGUGAGGGAAGAGGAAGAAGAGAGAGACCUUGUGGGUCAAGAAGAUGGUAGAAGGAUGACGGAUAUUGGAUGGGGUAAAGAGAAUCCCGCUGAUAAGGAUAAACAAGAAGAAGAUAAAGGGGAAUCUAGCCACCCCUCGACACAGGGUUCGGCUUUGGAAAAGGGCGAGGAUAUGGGAAAUACUCCAGGAGAGGAGGAAACAGACGACGAGGAAUGGGAUGAGCAAGGUCUGGAAGAAGUGAUCCUGGGCGGUAGUGGGAGCGAAUCAGAGGAUGAUCUGCUGGGUGUAGUAGGGGAGACCCUACUCAAAGACUCGACUCCCACCCAUGGGAUAACUCAGGAAGCGGUAGGGCCUACGUGGAUUCUCCCACUGCUCCCACAGGGUAAUGCGACAGAGAAAUCUAAGUUAUAUUGUAACGACGUGUUUGACUCAGAAAAGGGGGAAGGGUUUCAGCACGAGGGCCUAGUGGAAGGGAAGUCAACGAAAGGGGGACAGAGGAAGCAAAAAGUGGUAGGUCGGGCGACAAACGACCCAAUCUACCAUAGUACAAUCCCAGGGGGCUCCCCCUUCAAAAAGGUCAGGAUUAACGAGAAUACAGGGGUGGGAACUGUCGCCUAAGAGCAAACAAAAACCUCACCUGAGC